GUGGUGGUUUACGCGUGUGGACCUUUGUGCGAGGAGGAAGAUUCUGCUGUUCAUAGGUGAGCUACGGGAGCCAGCAGACGAGACUAGGGCUCAGCAAACGUGGCAAAAAUCGAUAGCAGCAGAGGACGGGACGAGAUGCCAGUGUGUCAGGCAGUCCAGUGGCGACCGUGGCCCGGGCAGCACGCCGCUCCCCGCCCUGCGCCCGUCCCCGCCACUUGAUCCUCGCGCUCGUGUGCCGAACCCUGGGACUUGCGCCGCUAGCUCCUCCGUUCCUUCCUCCGCAGUGCCACCGCUGACCACUAGUUGCCUCAGUGCCAGGCUGCUUGCGUCCCUCUCACCACGAAGCGAGCGAGCGAGUGCGAAGAUGAAGCAUUAGCCGCGCCGCGCUUCUCUCCCUCCCACUCCUUGACGUCGGAACUCGAAACUCAAGGUCACACCGCCGCGGCCCUCGGCACCAGAGGAUCACCAAGACGCGGGUCGCGCCGCUGUCCUCUUAUCCUCCUCCUUCCCUACACCUGAGUCGUGCCCAAGGGACGUAACCCAAACCAUCGAUCCCUCCCACAAGAGCACGUGAAGAGGAAGGCGUAAUUGUUAUGCAAACUUAGGGAGGUAAUAGGCCGACCGCCGAGCGUGAGCCAGCUGCCCUGGCUUCAGUGACCGCUGCUGCUGCUGCUGCUGCUGCUGCUGCUCCUCCUACUGCUGCUGCUGCUGCUGCUGCUGCUGCACAGCCACUCCCCCGAGGCGCGUGACCGCCCCGGACCAACCAGGCCCAGAGACAGCCCCGAGGAGGUAGCGGGAUAUCCGGCCAGAGAGUGAGGUGGUCGGAGGAGGUAAAUGAGCAAAGGCGGUUGGAGGCAUUGUGCUUCUGUUGCCUCCUGCACUCCCCGAGGUAUCUGCUAGCCCACAAUACACGAGGGAUGGCGUGGCGGAGCGUGGUGGUGGUGGUGGCGUGGAUCACGGUGACGGUGGUGCACGGGGCCGAUGCGCGGGACCCCCUGGUGGUGCAGACGCUGAAAGGGUCCGUGCGGGGCAAGACCCUCACCACCGUGACUGGCCGCCAGGUGGACGCGUGGUACAACAUUCCCUACGCCCAGCCGCCCGUCGGGGAACUCCGCUUCCGUCAUCCGCGCCCGCUGGACCGCUGGCACGGCAUCAAGAACACCACCACGUUGCCCAAGGCCUGCAUCCAGCUGCCCGACACCUUCUUCGGGGACUUUAAGGGCGCAACCAUGUGGAACCCCAACACGGAGAUAAGCGAGGACUGCCUCUACCUCAACGUGGUGGUGCCCAAGCCACGCCCCAUCAACGCCGCGGUCAUGGUGUGGAUAUUCGGCGGCGGCUUCUACUCCGGCACGUCCACGCUCGACGUGUACGACUACAAGAUGCUGGCGGCGGAGCAGAACGUGAUCGUGGUGGCGCCCCAGUACCGCGUGGCCUCGCUCGGCUUCCUCUACAUGAUGAACUCAGACGUGCCGGGCAACGCUGGCCUCUUCGACCAGCUGAUGGCGCUGCAGUGGAUCCACGCCAACAUUCGCUUCUUCGGCGGCAACCCUAACAACAUCACGCUGUUCGGGGAGUCCGCCGGCGCCGUCAGUGUCAGCAUGCACCUGCUGUCCCCGCUGUCCCGGAAUCUGUUCAGCCAGGCCAUCAUGCAGUCCGGCUCGGCCACGGCUCCCUGGGCCAUCAUCAGCAAAAAGGAAAGCAUCAUGCGCGGCCUGAGGCUGGCCGAGGCCGUGGGCUGCCCGCACAACAAGAACAACCUGACCGCUGUCAUAGACUGUCUGCGCAAGACCAACGCCACCACGCUAGUCAACAACGAGCCGUCUUCUGGCAUCUGUGACUUCCCCUUCGUGCCCAUCAUCGACGGGGCUUUCCUGGACGAGCGGCCCAUCUCGUCCCUGCGCAACAACAACUUCAAAAAGACCAACAUCAUGAUGGGCAGCAACACGGAGGAGGGCUACUGGUUCAUCAUGUACUUCCUGACGGACAUUUUCCGCCGGGAGGAGGACAUCAAGGUGACCCGCAGCGAAUUCGAGGCCUCGGUGCGCGACCUGCACCCGUACUUCAACGAGGUGGUGCGCCAGGCCAUCAUGUUCGAGUACACCGACUGGAACUCCCACGACGAAGGCUCCAUGUACCGCAAUGCCAUCGACAAGAUGGUCGGCGACUAUCACUUCACCUGCAACGUGAACGAGUUCGCCCACUACUACGCCCAGGCAGGGAACAAUGUGUACAUGUACUACUACAAGCACCGCUCCUCACAGAACCUGUGGCCCAAGUGGAUGGGCGUCCUGCACGGCGACGAGAUCAGCUUCAUCUUCGGCAAGCCCCUGUACCCCGAUAAUGAAUACACCGCAGAGGAGCAGAUGCUGUCCCGCCGCAUGAUGACCUAUUGGGCCAACUUUGCCAAGACCGGGAACCCAAGCGAGGGAAGCGAGAACACGUGGAUGAACACCUACUGGCCAGUGCACACGAACACGGGCCGGGAGUACCUGACGCUGGCCACCAACAAUUUCUCCACGGGCAGAGGACCCAGACUUAAAGAAUGUGCCUUCUGGAAAAAGUUUGCGCCUAAGCUACUCAAAUUAACAGCCAAUCUGCCGAGCCAGGGUGCGGAAAAAUGCCCCAAAAUCGACAACACUUCAGGAUCCGCCGGGAGGGAGCUGGGGCUGGCGGCUGCCCUGGCCACGCCUCUCCUCAUCUACUCCUCCAUGACCCGGCCGUGAUGGGCGUCGGACCUACCUCGACACAGCGCCUCCUCCUGUACCAGCCGCUGCUACGGAGAGCGGUUGUCGAUACUGAAGACGACAAGUUGCUGUUUAAUGUCGCUUUAAGUAUGAUGAAGGUGACGAUACGUUGCUGUUUGCUGCCGCUUAGUAUGUUUACGGGGGGACGGACGAGUCGCCCCACUAGUUGAGAGCUAAUUAGCUACAGAAUCUGCCACGCUAAUACAGUGUAGACACAGAUUCCUUAGCAGUCUUAAGAGCGCUGACUAGAGUUUGAUCGUCAGUAGUUACUGAAUACGAAUAGGUAAUCAAAUACUAUAUAUCAUAAAGUCAAUGGUUACUCUAACGAAGAUGAAAACAAAAGGUACAGGGAAGGUCUGUAUACUACGCUGGGUCUCGGAUGAAAGGCCAAAGGGGAAGGAUGUACUAUUACGGGGAAAAAAAAAAAACAUAAAAGAACAGGUCCAGGGGGUGGCUGGCUGUCCGACCCUGUCUCCUUGAGGCCUCUCGGGAGCUCAGCCACGGACGAGAAAGAGGCCACUUGGUAGAGGUAAGAGACGAAAACCUCAGGACUUGUUGUACGUGAGCAUAUAAGGAUCAAAGUUCACACACACACACACAUACACACACACACACACACACACACACACACACGCACACACACACACACACACAGACACAGACACACCACACUAAUAUAACCUUGUAAGAUAAGUGUCUGAUGGGUCUGGCCACGAGGCAAGACUGCACAGCCUCCCGCCAGCCCAGCAAGCCCCGAGCGUUGAGACAGGCUGGCGGGAGGGCGGCGCUAAGAAUAAGUCAUUUCUUUCACCUGGUGAGUGCGGAGAGCAAAUCUUUCGUUCAUCCGGAAAACAAUACUAACAUUAGGACUCGUGUCGUCUCUCGCAGAUAUCAACCAAACAAACAAACAACUAGACAAACAAACCAACACUUUUUUUCCUCCCAUACCCAGUUUCCUUUAAUCGCAUCGCAUCAUAAGCUUGAAUAGAUGCUGGGAGGAGAGUGUCUUACAUUAACUAACUAACCUUACUCUUUCUCAUAUGACGCUAUACCCUCUUUACCCUCUCCCUCUCUCUCUCCCUCUCCCUCUCUCUCUCUGAAGAUAACUCACUGGACUCCACAAGCCCAUACAUAUCUUUCCUGUAGCGAUAGAGAGCAAGGGUCCACAAGUUAUCGAGUGCUGAGGCCCGUCAGUCACUCCCGCACCAGCAUUAGUUGUGGGCGGGGCGGGGCUGGACGGGGCAGGGAAGGGAGGCUGGAGAAGAGGACAGGAUGACGAGCUCCCAACACGCUGCCAUUAUCAUCAGCAGUGUGGAGAACUAAGAGAGGAGUGAAUAAGUUUGUGAGAUUGCAGAUAUUGUCUCUUCUCUGUCUCCUUGUAACUGUGCCUGCCUGUCUGUGUUUCUGUAUCUCCAAGUCUCUCUAUCUCUUCUUACAUACACAGUUGAGUUUGUCUAUCUCUAUUCCUGUCUCUCUUACUAUGUCUCCACACACACACAUACACACACACACACACAUACGCCUCUAUGUGCCGUCAGAAGGGCUUACGUACAUGUCGUGUGCUCCUGUCCGUGUGUGCGUGAUGUCUAUGUGUACAUGUGUACGUACGUUGUGUCCAAACGGGGGACGGACAGCGAGCCAUUUUGCCGGGAUAUAGUUGCUGACAUACACACACACACACACACAUUCAAUCUUCAACUCCUCUCUCUCUCUCUCUCUCUCUCUCUCUCUCUCUCUCUCUCUCUCUCUCUCUCUCUCUCUCUUUCUCUCUCUCUCUGUCUGUCACGAGAAGAGAUGAUUUAAGGAUGAAAAGGCGAAGAAGAACAUGAUGAUGAUGAUGGCGAUGAUGAUAAUGGUGAUGAUGAUGAUGGCGAUGAUGAUGAUGGUGAUGAUGAUGAUGGGAAGAAAGGAUUAUGAACCUGAAAUAAAUUGCCUGGAUCUUCCUUGACUGAUCCACGCCUCCUCCUCCUCCUACUCCUCCUCCUCCUCCUCCUCCUCCUCCUCCUUCUAACCACAAGACUCCUCCCGCGAUCUAGAAGCUUAAUGAAGACCUCGUGAUCUCUUACUAACUAGCUAACUGUCUAAUAAUUAACUUAUUAACUAACUAACUCUAUAUGAAAUGAUCAGAGAAUACUGUAUUAUACUAAGGGUCAUUCAAACCUCCUUGUUCCCUUCACUACACGAGCCUACAUAAGCUAUAUAUUUAAUGAGAGAGAUUAAGAGUAAGAAAUAUUCAAUAAAAUUUUAAAAAAUCACGUUUAUUGUUAGUUCACAUGUACAUUCUUGAGAAGUUUUUUCCUCUUUGUUUCGUCCUCUUUAUAGAUAAACUUUACAAAAUAUUACUAACUUAAGGGUGUCUCUCUAAUGUCAAGUGUCUAUAGAAUUUCCUGAUCGCUGGUAUGCUUGUGAGUGUUUAAAGUAUGUACAAACAUUAGAAGCAUAUAGUCGCCUUGGAUAUAUAUCUUUUUUAUGUCAUGAUAUUAACACGGCAGGUUCAAAAACAUGAUGGAUCAAACAAAAAUCAAAUCUCGUCGAAAGCGGGAAGAAAAGGACAAUCGUUGAAGGAAAAGCCAAACCUACAAAAAAAAAAAGACAAAACAAAACUAAAAAAAAACACAAAAAAAACACACACACAAAAGAAAAAAAAAAAAAACGAACGCCUCUCUAACUUACAACUAUGUGUUUUGGACCUGCUGGCCUGGGAGCCUUGAGACCCAACCUGUUAUAACACGUAGCCGAGAUCAGGCCUCGAGGAUUGGUUUACUGUUCAUUCUUUGAUCAGUUCUAGUGAAGACAAUAUUAGGGAACAUAACUCCCGAUUCUGACUAAGGAUAGAACACACACACACACACACACACACACACACACACACACACACACACACAGAGGACAAAUGAAGGUAAAAUUUGAUAAAUAUAAAUUCGGAUGCAGGAUUACACGAGUCUACUACAACUGGGCAUACACACACACACACACACACACACACACACACACACACACACACACAGCUGUUACCCUCUCGUGCGUACUGUGCAUGAGACGAUACAUGGACACCUCUAUCCUCCGCUAAUGACGUGCUUCAUUUUACGGAAGCACAGGUAAUGUUAUGUGUCUUGCAUGUGUAAAUAUAUAACAGUAUUUGUAGUCUCUUGAAGUAUAUAGUUAUAUUAAAAAUGUUUAAAAUAAUUAGUAGAUUUUCAUCACAACUAUUCAUAAUAUUUUGUUUGUGAUGUUGUCUGACCUCCAGUAGAUCUUGCUGUUAUGCUAUUGGUGCUUACACUUGCUAGGGUCGAUAGCCAGGUGCUCGGGUCUUCAGUAAGCUCCGCAACAUGACCUAGACAAAACAGGACCUUACUGAACCUCUAUGAGACUGGACGUUCGCCCUAGAUAGUCGCCUAGAGCAAGAGAAAUCCUCAAUAUUCAACCUCAAAUCUCCGUUACUGACCCAACACUGCCGCUGUCUCGGCCCGGUCGCGUCCCCGUCCCGGCUCCUCCCCCUGGUGGAGGGAGGCAGGCCGCGCGGGGGUGCCCUGGGGAAGGGAAAUCUCGGCCUUGGUGCCCGAAGCCCUCUGGCGCCGAGGCAAGCUACUAAGUCAGGGAGACAGUCGCCAGAGCUGGCAGUCGGCGGCUCAGGUCAUGGACAGGGAGAGAAGGAGGGCUGCAGGCAACAUCCAAGCCAGGCAGCUGCACGCUCCUCACUUUCUUACGGUGUCCUGAGGGGGAGGCCACGCGGCACCGGUGUGCGGCGGCGUGACCAUCUGCUGCCCGACACGACUGUGUGAGUGUCACGCAACACCCAGACAACACAAGGUCUCACCACUCGGCAGUGUGCAGAGGUAGCGUCACCUUGAAGUGGAGAACAGCUGUGCGGGGCUGCUGCUGCUGCUGCUGCUGCCGCAGAGCAAUGGAUGGAGUGUGGGAGUAAGGCGCGGCGGCCUCAGAAAGUACCGAAACACAGAGCAGCGGGCCGGGGACCGCCCGCGGGCCCGCUGCGUCCCAGCCUCACGUUGGCGGCGUCGGGGGGCGCGGCAGCCUCGUCAUUAUUCCCAGCUUUCAUAAGGUUCAUUUGAGGGAUGCUGCUUCAUCCCGAGGCCAUUUUUUUACCUUUAACAACAUUCAUGAUAAUCAAAUAUGACUCUGCGAAGCACUGGCGCAUUUCUAUAUUGUUUCCUAGAUUUAAGUGUUACAUGUAAUGUAUUUCAUACAUAAUCAUCAUUGAUCAUGUUAACAAACUCAAACAUUCUCUUUCGUUGUUGUUCUCCAUUCCUCGUUAAAUGUUUAUUAAAAAUUAUCUAACUGCGAUGCCAAGAUGUGCAAAAUUAAAUAAACUUUUAGCCAAA
Molecule: messenger RNA, 7087 nt
Organism: Scylla paramamosain (green mud crab)
Lineage: Eukaryota; Metazoa; Arthropoda; Malacostraca; Decapoda; Portunidae
Product: acetylcholinesterase-like
Biological process (GO): choline metabolic process; acetylcholine catabolic process
Cellular component (GO): plasma membrane
Molecular function (GO): acetylcholinesterase activity
Source: RefSeq, a predicted model, not a curated record